Molecule: messenger RNA, 438 nt
Organism: Lolium perenne
Lineage: Eukaryota; Viridiplantae; Streptophyta; Magnoliopsida; Poales; Poaceae
Biological process (GO): DNA synthesis involved in DNA repair; DNA-templated DNA replication
Cellular component (GO): delta DNA polymerase complex
Molecular function (GO): DNA-directed DNA polymerase activity
Source: RefSeq, a predicted model, not a curated record
AUGGCGCCUGCCGGCGGCGGGGUAAAGGGAUUCUACCGGCAGACGAAGAAGAGAGGCGGCGUCGCGAAGCCAUCGACAUCGAGCAAGGGGUCCAAGAACAAGCCGCCCCAGCACUACACCACCCAAGAUGAAGGAUGCGGCGAGGAUCAGAUGUCGGCGGAGGAGGAGGAGCUGCGGCGAUUUGACAUUGACAUGAAGUACGGCCCGUGCAUCGGCGUCACGCGGCUCCGACGAUGGGAGCGCGCGGCAGUCAUGGGCUUGCGCCCGCCGCCUCAUAUCCACGACCUCAUGUUGCGUCGCGUCGAUCCUGCUGGUUGGUCGCCGUCCAGGUCUUCGGCGCCCAAGAACAGCGCUGGUACUGAUAGCCACCCUAGCAGCAGCGCAUCCUUGAAGCCGACGUCCCUACAGCUCCAGUGCAUCUGGGAAGGAAAAAUCUAA